Stereum hirsutum FP-91666 SS1 is the source of this 1512-nucleotide messenger RNA. RefSeq lists its product as uncharacterized. The transcript has a single exon. Lineage: Eukaryota; Fungi; Basidiomycota; Agaricomycetes; Russulales; Stereaceae. Gene Ontology annotation, molecular function: ATP binding; protein kinase activity. Bases 1 to 1512 code for a protein of 503 amino acids. Gene Ontology annotation, biological process: protein phosphorylation. The record is from RefSeq and is a predicted model, not a curated record.
AUGGCUGAUCACAUCGGAAGAGUCGGCGUCAUGCCGAUCGUGAUAACUCUAGCGGAGAAGAUUCUGGAAACUUGUCGAGGCUUGAACUUUCGCAAGAAUGACGAUAUGGCUAGCCUUAUAAAUGAGACGAAGACUCGAAUCGAUCUUGUCAAAGUCCGGCUCGACGUGAUCGACGCAUACCUUCGCUCAUCCGACGGCGUGCCGCUACGUUCCAAGGACUCUGGUGGAGCAGCGCUGGAGUUUAGCUUGAAGAGGUUGGAGGAACUACUUCGCAAAAUGGACGGCCGACUUUCAUCAAAAAACCAAAAACCAGAGGGGAACUGGGCUCUUCAGCACGCUUGGGUGAGCUGGAGGAAGGACGAGAUGGUGCAUCUCAAUAGUCAGAUUUUGCGGUGGUGCCGACACGUCCAGAGUAUCAUCUCUGCUUGGAAUAUGCUCGGGAAGGUAGUGUCGGGAAGCGAGGUCUACGAGAGGCUGCGCAAAGUUCACGAUCAAUCCUUAACUGCAGCGGUGGCCCUCCGUGGACGCGUCCAGUCGGGCACUCCGCCAACACUCCCAUUACUGCUCUCGACUCUUGGCCUCGAUGCGAAAUUGGUCGAGAAAAUCCCUCGUCAGCUGCUCCCAAAGGACAAGCCAAAAUACUACGUCGAGCAGCAGGAGUUGGCCUUGGGACACUGGGGGGCAAGACAAAAAGCAGGUUUAGAGAAACUGGCAUAUGUCUUCGGUGGCUCCCACCUGCCGGAGCUAAAUUUGCUGACAUGCAAAGGCAUCGCUGUCCUGACGCAUCACACCCUGAAGGGACAUCCAAUGCCACCUCAGAAACGUUUUCUCGCGCUUGUCUACGAGCUCCCCCGCGGCUGUAUACAGUCUCAUUAUUCCGAUCCACCGACACUAUUCCAGGCGUUACACGAGAAAGAAACUCACCAACGCUUCUUCAUCUCCCUGGAGGAUCGCUACCAAAUGGCGGCACAGAUCGCCAAGGCAGUCACGGAGAUUCAUGCUGCUGGCUGGGCCCACAAAGAUAUUCGAAGCAAGAACGUCAUCGUCGAUAUCCGGAGCGGUAAGGCUUCCAAAAGGGCAGAGGUUGGUCCCAGUACCUGCCUCAUCGGAUUCGUCGCUGGCGUCGACAAAGUUGAAGAUGGGCGCCCUCAUCGUCAGGCUGAACUAAUGCCACCGGUCAUGACCGCGUAUGACAUCCGUCAGGAUAUAUACUGCGUCGGAGCGGUUCUCGUCGAGUUGGGUACCCAGAAGACCCUCGACAACUUGCUGACACCGCACGGGAAACACAUCACAUAUGAAAAACGACAUGCGGAGCUUCUUCAUCACGCUCGUCAUCUGGAAGAUAAGAUGGGUGUCAAAUAUUCUCGGGCAGUCUUGGCCUGUCUGGAGAUCCACACAGACCCCGUCAAGAAAACCGAUACGAAUGCCGUACUGCGGUCUAAAUUCUACGAGGGGGUCCUUCUACCACUGCGGCAAAUUUUGGAAGGCUUCCAGGUAUGUCGUGGUACUUGA